AUGAAGCCUGUUACAUUUCUCGUGGCUCUGACUACCGUCGCAGUCGUUCUCUCCACCGUCAGUGCUAGUCCCUACGGUGGGUGGCAGCCGAUAGAGAACAUACAUAACUAUCGCAUCCAGGAGAUUGCUAAGUUUGCGGUAGGAAUGCACAACUAUGAAAACAAUUUCAAACAUCCGUUGAGACUCGUAAGCAUUCGGAGGGGUCUUGUCCAGGUGGUGGACGGCUUGAACUAUAAGCUCGACGUGAUGGUGGCUGAAGGCAACAGUCUCGACUCCAGGGGGAGUAUGUACCGAACAGAAGUUCACGUGAGGCUUGGCACGAUGGAGCUCAUAAUCACUUCUGUACGAAAGAUGAAGCCUGUUACAUUUCUCGUGGCUCUGACUACUGUCGCAGUCGUUCUCUCCACUGUCAGUGCUAGUCCCUACGGUGGGUGGCAGCCGAUAGAGAACAUACAUAACUAUCGCAUCCAGGAGAUUGCUAAGUUUGCGGUAGGAAUGCACAACUAUGAAAACAAUUUCAAACAUCCGUUGAGACUCGUAAGCAUUCGGAGGGGCCUUGUCCAGGUGGUGGACGGCUUGAACUAUAAGCUCGACGUGAUGGUGGCUGAAGGCAACAGUCUCGACUCCAGGGGGAGUAUGUACCGAACAGAAGUUCACGUGAGGCUUGGCACGAUGGAGCUCAUGUUUUUCAAACGUAUAGUUAAAGGGUUAAAUUAA
Linum tenue is the source of this 717-nucleotide messenger RNA. NCBI's taxonomy places the organism in Eukaryota, Viridiplantae, Streptophyta, Magnoliopsida, Malpighiales, Linaceae. The record is from the annotation of a GenBank genome assembly.